Messenger RNA from Impatiens glandulifera, 886 nucleotides. RefSeq names its product protein yippee-like. The record is from RefSeq and is a predicted model, not a curated record. The coding region runs from base 280 to 675 and encodes 131 amino acids. The transcript is spliced from 5 exons. NCBI's taxonomy places the organism in Eukaryota, Viridiplantae, Streptophyta, Magnoliopsida, Ericales, Balsaminaceae. Gene Ontology annotation, cellular component: ubiquitin ligase complex.
UUAUCAAACCCUUACAAUACACUUUGCGUUUCUUUUUCAGUCAUCUUUCCAAAAAAAUAUUCUCUUUUAUAUAUAUAUAUAUAGAUUAUACCUUCCCCUUCAUUUACUUUUUGUUCGAUUUCUUCAUGUGCAAUGCAUUUCACCAUUCUUCUGAUUUCCAAGCUUAAACAUCACAUCUAUGUUCAUGUAUGAUUCUAUUAUCUCGAUUGAAUGAAUUCGUGACUGAUUUUCUGAUUAAUCCACUUAGGGAUCAGAUAUAGAUAGAGAGAUAAGGGAGAAAUGGGGAGGCUUUUUUUGAUUAAUCUUGAGGGCAAGAUGUAUUGUUGCAGGCACUGUCAUACCCAUCUUGCUCUAUCUGACGACAUCGUUUCAAAGUCAUUCCAAUGCAGGCAUGGAAAAGCUUAUCUUUUCAGCAAUGUAGUGAAUAUGACUGUUGGAAAGAAAGAAGACCGAAUGAUGAUGACCGGUUUGCAUACAGUGGCUGAUAUCUUCUGCGUUGGUUGUGGAUCAAGCAUUGGAUGGACAUAUGAGAUGGCUCAUGAAAAGAGUCAAAAGUACAAAGAAGGAAAAUCUGUUCUUGAGAGGGUUAAAAUUUCUGGGCCAGAAGGAAGUAGCUACUGGACGAAUCACCAAGUGCAAGUUGCUGGUAUAAGUGAUCUAGAUGAUAUUGUUUGACAAAUUAAAGCACAGUGUAUGUGGUUCUCUGUACAUUCUUCAUUCCCCAUGAUGAUGAUGAUGAUUAUGAUUAAUGUUCUUAUUCUGCUGCCAUGAUACAAUAAUGUAAUUUACAUACCUACUUCUGGGCAUUGUUCAUUUUCUAAUUUCUAUGAACCCAACUUUUUUUAAAUAUCAUGGAUUCAUGGAUUCGAUUUCGAUCUUGCAACUA